CCCGACCGGCUCCAGCCCCUCGGAGAGGAGCAGAUGUUCUCCUGAGCCCGGCCAGGCCCCUCCGCGCCAUGUUCAACCCUGUGGGCGCCCCAGCCACCGGCUACGCCGAGCACUGCUGCCUGCGCCCGCCGCCCCAUGGAGCAGCCCCAGGUGGCCCCCCAGGGCCACAAGGCUUUGAUUUCCCCUUAUGCCACCAGUCAAACCUCACGAGCAACCACCGUGGUUAUGGGUUGGUGCCAGGAGCUGAGCACCCAGGCGGCGGUGAUGGCUCACGGUUCUCAACGCCCCGUGGUGCAGGCAAACUGGGCAAGAAGCGGGCACUGUCCAUCUCCCCCCUGUCAGACUCCAGCAUCGACCUGCAGACCGUGAUCCGCACCUCGCCCAACUCCCUCGUUGCCUUCAUCAACUCCCGCUGCGCCUCGGCCGGGGGCUCCUAUGGCCACCUCUCCAUCAGCACCAUCAGUCCAUCGCUGGGGUACCAGAGCCCACCGGGUCAGCAGAAAGGCCAAGGCCACGGCCACCUCUACAGCCACACGCCCCCACCACCCCCGUGUAGCUCCCACGACCAUCUCUCCACCCGCCCGGGGCUCCUGCACCAUGGCCCAGCUCGUGGGACUCUCAAACACUGCCAGCAGCUGAAGUUGGAGUGGAGCCUGAGCAGCCCUCUGACUGUCAAACACCCAGAGGAGAGAUCCGAGUGUGACAUCUCCAGUCCAGCUUCCACGGGCACCCAGGACCCCUUGCUGGGGCUGCUGGAUGUUCGUGAAGAUCUGGAGAAGGAAGAUGGGAAACCGGAGUCGGAGACUGUGUAUGAAACCAACUGCUACUGGGACGGCUGUGCCAAAGAGUUCGAUACACAGGAGCAGCUGGUGCACCACAUCAACAAUGAGCAUAUCCACGGGGAGAAGAAGGAGUUUGUGUGCCACUGGGCAGCGUGUUCCCGGGAGCAGAGGCCCUUCAAGGCUCAGUACAUGUUGGUGGUGCACAUGCGACGUCACACGGGCGAGAAACCUCACAAAUGCACGUUUGAGGGCUGUAACAAAGCCUACUCACGCCUGGAGAACCUCAAGACGCAUCUACGCUCGCACACGGGUGAAAAACCCUACGUAUGUGAACACGAGGGUUGCAACAAGGCCUUCUCCAAUGCUUCUGACCGGGCCAAGCAUCAAAACCGUACUCACUCCAAUGAGAAACCCUACGUGUGCAAGAUUCCAGGCUGCACCAAACGCUACACGGACCCCAGUUCCCUGCGCAAACACGUCAAGACGGUGCACGGUCCCGAUGCCCACGUCACCAAGAAGCACCGAGGGGAUGUCGUGCCAGGCCGGGCCCUUCCCACCCCCAGUGGCCCCCCUGACAUGAAGCAGGAGAAAGACACGAAUGGCCCUGCUGAGGCCAGGAAGGAGGACAGCAAACUCUUGGUGCCUGACUUGGCCUUGAAGCCGCAGCCCAGCCCGGGUGGGCAAUCGUCGUGCAGCAGUGACCAUUCCCCGCUCGGCAGCACCACCAACAACGACAGCGGGGUGGAGAUGGCGGGCAACGCCGGUGGGAGCUACGAGGAUCUGUCCACGCUGGAGGAUGUGGUGCCUGGUGAGCCCAUGGGCACCUCGGGGCUCAUGGCCCUCCACAAGCUAGAAAAUCUUCGCAUUGACAAACUGAAGCAGAUGAGGAAGCCGUCAGCUACGAAGGGCCUGAAUUUGCCAGCCAUCCCUGGAGCCGGCCUGCCCGCAGAGCUGCCCGGGGUCUCCGUGCCACCGCCAGCUGCCUCGCACCGGCGCGUGGCAGAGCUGUCGGUGGCAGAGAUGGCCGUGCCACCCAGCGAGCGCCGGAGCAGCGCCACCAGCACCGUCAGCUCGGCCUACACCGUGAGCCGCCGCUCGUCCCUGGUGUCCCCGUACCUGGCCGGGCCCUGCCUGGGUGGCAGCGAGGCGGGGGCCAUGCCCGGCCUGGCAGACGGUUAUGACCCCAUCUCCCCGGACACCUCGCGACGUUCCAGUGAUGGCAGCCACUCUGGAGGCCUACCAGGCGUGGGCAACCUCACCCCGGCCCAGCGCUACCGGCUCAAGGCCAAAUACGCCGCAGCCACGGGUGGCCCACCUCCAACCCCGCUGCCCAGCAGGGAACGGGUGGCCAUGGGUGGCCACAACAUCUUGCCCGGGGACUACCUUGGGCCAGGAGAACCCUGCUACCUCGCGAACGGUUUGCUGCGAAGGCCCAGCUCCAAUGACCACCCCGGCUACGCCGGCGGCGUUCCCCCUCACCUGGUGCCUCGGAACGGUGUGCGACGGGCCAGCGACCCUGCCCGGACCACGGCCAACCCUCACGCCGUGCCCAAAGUGCAUCGUUUUAAGAGCAUGGGUAACGUCAACGUGCCAGGAGCUGGCAGAACUGCUCUGCAGCCCUUAAGUGGUUCUGAUGCCAACCUCCAGCGCCACGUCUUCUCCCCGCGCCCGCCCAGCAUCAGUGAAAAUGUCUUGGAGAACGUGAGCAUGGAGGGUCCAGGCCCAGAGUCUGGUUUGCUGGAGAUGGAGCAGUUCUUGAACUACCCCGAGGAAAGCUUCCCGUGCCAGGGGACGGGUGUGGAGCUCCAGGCUGAAGGCCUCUAUGGGAGCGCCCAUCGGACCCUGGGGGGGAUGCAGCUGAACCCUGGAGGGCACGGGGACACGGAGAAGGGGUUUCUUCAGUCCGAGUUCUCCCUCCCUCCGUGCCAGAUGAACCAGCACUUCGCAAGUAUGAACGCUGGCAGCAGGACCGUACCGCCUACUUGGGAUGAACCUCCCCAAGGCGGUCUGGAAAUGAGUUCUGGGCAGUUCAUGUCCGGGCCCCAUUGUCACCAUCAAAGCACUGAGUACCCACUACCCAGUUUUUGUGGGCAGCAACCCAAACUUGCGAGCUCGUGCCAGGACAGUGGAUUUUCUGCAGGGCACCAGCUUAACCGACUACAGAUCAAAUCUGAGCAGCGUUACCCAGCACCCGCCCCAGCACUUGCCUCCUGCCAAAAUGCCAAGCUUGCUGGGUCCAUGCCACCUCCUGCGUCGUUUGGCCAAGCCAUGAAUGUAGGGCCUGGAGGGUACCAAGCUGAGGGACAGGCUCCUGUCCCUUCCAUGGGCAUGUUGAGCCCGGGUGGUAGAAGAGCCCAAAACCCCGCCGUGCAGACCAAAGAACUGAUGGUCCGUAACUACGUGCAGGCCCAGCAGGCUCUGAUGUGGGGAGACCAACUCGCCUCCAAAGAAGGGGAGGCUGGCAUGGGGAUGACCAGUGAAGCUGGGCAGUGCCAAGCCAUGCAAGCCCCGUCGUACUUCAGCCCCAAAUACUCUGGUUACCAAGCCAAACCGGAUCACCUGCAGGGUCUGGCAGAGACACACCACCUCCUAAACGCCCCGUGCUUCAACCCAGAGAUGGUGCCUCACCCACCUGGUGCCCCUAAACCUUCUGGUCACCAAAACAGCCUGAACUACACGGGCAACCUGCCUCAGCCAGGUCGUUCCUAUGAGGGGGUGGAAGCUGGCUCCCGGCGUGUACUUCGCUUGCCCCCUGCCCGCCCCACACCUGAGGGGCCUGGCAGUGCCCUGCCAUAUUACCCAGGCCAGGGCACGCAUUUGCAGGUGGGCAAAGGUGGGCAUAAGCUGCUGGGCCACACAGCAGCAAGCUGUGGGGGUACGGGGAGUUAUGGGGGGAGCUUGGAAGGACUCAAAGGCAGCUCCUGUUACUACCCGGAUUCGGGGGAGCAGGUGGCAAACAGCCUGGACUCCCUGGACCUGGAGAACACGCACCUUGACUUUGCUGCCAUCGUGGAAGAUCCAGAGCCACCCGUGCUACCCGGGCCCCCGAGCCCUGCUGGUGGCCUCCUGCUUCCUGCAGCUGGUGGUGCCAACAUGGCUGUGGGUGACAUGAGCUCCAUGUUGAGUACUUUGGCAGGGGAGAGCCAUUUCCUCAACUCCCUGUGCUGAGAGGUACCCAGCUCUCAGGUGGGCACGUCUGCAAACCCCCCCCCCCGAGGGGGCAGACCACAUUUGGGCAGAGAAAUCCUUUCUCACGUGCAGAUUUAUGCCUGGGGUGGGGGGGUUAAAGGAGGAGAAACACCCCUGGAGUCUCCCCUUCUCCUGCUUGUCGGCGUCAGGCUCUUUCAGGGAAGGAAUGUCACAGCCACAACCCUGAGCAGGUACUUCAGGUCACCUCUUUGGGGCGGGGGGGGGGACUUUUUUUACUGAGCCCUUUCAUUCCAGUGCUUGGAACCUUUCCCUGCCUCCCCCCAGCCUGAUGUACACGGUGGCCCUGCCACGGUCUUAAUGUUGAAACCAAAGAGUUUUACCCUCCCCAGCCCGUCCGAACGUUCCCUCUGUCAUCGUGGUGUCAUCAUCAUCCCCCCUUAAAUCCCAGUCUU
Calidris pugnax (ruff) is the source of this 4384-nucleotide messenger RNA. It is a transcript of the gene GLI1, whose product is annotated as GLI family zinc finger 1. The transcript is spliced from 11 exons. Gene Ontology annotation, biological process: regulation of transcription by RNA polymerase II; smoothened signaling pathway. Gene Ontology annotation, cellular component: nucleus. The coding region runs from base 69 to 3950 and encodes 1293 amino acids. The record is from RefSeq and is a predicted model, not a curated record. Lineage: Eukaryota; Metazoa; Chordata; Aves; Charadriiformes; Scolopacidae. Gene Ontology annotation, molecular function: DNA-binding transcription factor activity, RNA polymerase II-specific; RNA polymerase II cis-regulatory region sequence-specific DNA binding.